AUGCUAUCUUUUGGUCUCGCAAACGACGCCUGGGGUCAUCCCUGGGUGGUCCUCCCAUUAGCCGUGAUCUUAUAUAUUGUAGUGCUCGGGGUAUAUCGCCUAUUCUUUCAUCCUUUAUCGCGCUUUCCGGGCCCUGUCCUCGCAGCUUUGACUGUCUGGUACGAGUUCUAUUACGACGGAAUCCGGCGAGGCCUGUAUACUUUUGAGAUUCAGCGCAUGCAUGAAAAGUACGGGCCCGUUGUCCGGAUCAGUCCCAACGAACUCCACGUCAACGAGCCUUCCUUUAUUGAUGAGCUGUACGCGGGAUCGGGGAAGAGGCGUGACAAGUACCCCUACUCCACGUGCCAGUUCGGUAUUCCGGACAGCGUUUUUGGGACCCCGGGACAUGACCUCCAUCGCCUGCGACGCGGCGCUCUCAGCAGAUUCUUCUCGAAAACCUCAGUGACGAAGCUCGAGCCUAUAAUCGAGAAUGCCAUCGGGAAACUCUGCACGCAGCUCGAGAGCUAUUCUGGGUCGCAGCAACCCGUGAAGAUGGACAUGGCCUUUAGUUGCAUGACGACUGACGUAGUGACUGAGUACGCCUUCGCUAAAAGCUACAAUUUUCUGGACUCACCCACGUUCGAACCCAACUUCCACCGCCCCAUUGUUGCCGGGGCUGAUCUGGGUCCGUGGGUCAAGCAGUUUCCCGUUCUGCUAAAGGUGAUGAACGACCUCCCAAAAUGGAUCCUGACGAGAAUCAACCCCGAGGCGGCAGUCUACAUCCAGUUCCAAGAAGACCUACGGAGACAGAUCCGUGAGGUGCAAUCACAGGUCGAUAAGGGAGAGUCGAAUGGGAAGAUUCCGACCAUUUUUCACGAACUCUUGACCGGGGAUCUGCCAGAACAGGAGAAACGGAUUGAGCGCCUCUGGCAGGAAGGUCAAAUUGUUGUGGGUGCCGGUACGGAGACCACUGCAUGGACACUCUCUGUCACGCUGUUCUACCUGCUCGACAACCCGCGCAUCAUGCGCCAACUUCAAGAGGAGCUUGAGCGGAUCAUUCCUGAUGCGGCACAGUCUGUGACUUGGCAUCAGUUGGAGCAACUCCCGUAUCUUAGUGCCGUGAUCUGCGAGGGCCUCCGUCUAUCAUACGGAGUGAGCAGUCGAUUGCAACGCAUCAACCCCCUUGGACCCCUCUGGGUGCGGUCUCGGGAUGCGAAAGGCGGCCCACACGGAAAGGGCCGCUGGGUGGAGUAUGAGAUCCCCAAGGGGACGCCCGUCGGGAUGACUUCCACCCUGAUCCAUACCAAUCCCGAACUGUUCCCGGAUCCGCAUGAGUUCAAGCCCGAGCGAUGGCUCGAUGGUGCAGGAAAACGCCAUCAUUCACUUGACGGGUACCUGUUGUCUUUUUCUCGCGGGAGUCGUCAGUGCAUUGGUAUCAAUCUUGCUUACGCCGAACUCUACAUGGGACUAGGCUUGUUGAUUCGACGCCUUGGCCAUCGCCUAGAACUCUUUGAAACCACCAGCGCAGAUGUUGAGAUCCACUACGAACGCUUUCUGCCGACACCUAAAGACGGAACACAGGGCAUCAGGGUUCUGGUCCAUCCGGAAUCAGAAUAA
Aspergillus nidulans FGSC A4 is the source of this 1596-nucleotide messenger RNA. RefSeq names its product protein CYP682B1. The coding region runs from base 1 to 1596 and encodes 531 amino acids. Gene Ontology annotation, biological process: secondary metabolite biosynthetic process. NCBI's taxonomy places the organism in Eukaryota, Fungi, Ascomycota, Eurotiomycetes, Eurotiales, Aspergillaceae. The transcript has 2 exons. Gene Ontology annotation, molecular function: oxidoreductase activity, acting on paired donors, with incorporation or reduction of molecular oxygen; iron ion binding; monooxygenase activity. Gene Ontology annotation, cellular component: membrane. The record is from RefSeq and is a predicted model, not a curated record.